UGUGCAAGAGCAGAGCUGGAAGGUGCAUUUGUGAAGCUGACGAAAGAAGUAUCUCUCUCCUGUUUUCUGAUCACCGCGGCUCCCGUAACCUGCUCCUCCUGCGAGAGAGGGCGACCAGUCCUGGGCGAUUUGACAGUGUCAUUGACUGCUCCCAGACCCAAACCCAGUUUCUCGCUUUCUGGAUCUGGAUUAAGCAAAGUCAACGAUAUACAUAGUACAUUUCGCACUCAUAAAAAGAAGCUUUCACCUCAAGAACCUCUAUUAUGGUGUCGGUAAUAAUAGACCAGGCAUUUGUGACUCUUGCUACCAAUGAUGAUUAUUGUCAGGGUGCUCUGGUACUCUGCCAAUCUCUGAGGCAUCACAAGACGACGAGACGAAUAGUUGCUCUAUAUACACCACAGGUCUCCAGUAAUAUGAGGCGUGUCCUUGAGCGUCUGUUUGAUGAGAUCGUAGAAGUUAACGUGCUAGACAGCGGUGACUCUGCCCACUUGGCCCUGUUGACAAGACCGGAACUUGGCAUAACAUUUACCAAAAUACACUGCUGGUGCCUCACUCAGUAUUCCAAGUGCGUGUUCAUGGAUGCAGAUACUUUGGUGUGUAGUAACAUCGAUGACCUCUUUGAAAGGGAGGAGCUCUCUGCUGCCCCAGAUCCUGGCUGGCCAGACUGCUUCAAUACUGGAGUGUUUGUAUACAGGCCUUCCCUCGAAACCUACAAUCAGUUACUCAAGUUUGCCACUGAGAAAGGUAGCUUUGACGGAGGAGAUCAAGGCUUGUUGAAUAGUUUCUUCAGUGACUGGUCUACAACAGAUAUCCACAAACAUCUACCGUUCAUCUACAAUCUCAGUGCCAUUGCCAUAUACAGCUACCUCCCAGCCUUCAAGCACUUUGGCUCCAGCGUGAAAGUGUUUCAUUUCCUGGGCCCAACCAAGCCUUGGCAUCUCAAGUACGACGCUCAGACCAAGUGUGUUAUCCAGGAGAACCUGGCUCCCUCCGACUCACUGUUUAUAGACUUUCUGAAUUUGUGGUGGGACAUCUACACCACCUGCAUUUUGCCGUUGCUGGGAGAACAUGAAGUUGCAGACAAAAAGACGCUCGAAUACCAGAUGCCUCAAGCAGGAGAUCUCCAAGUUAGCAUGAGACGUCAGGAAGAAGCUGUUGCACAUGAGAAACCCAUCAAGGCUUCCAAAAUUCUGGAGACGCAGGACCAUUUGCAAAGCGCUGAGAAAAGAGAAAAGAUAACCGCUGGCCGUUCCAUGUUAACCAAACAACACUAUUUUGCAUAUAUACCUAAUGACAAUGUAAAAGAACCGAAUGUGCCGUUACUCGCUGAACCCCUUACGACGUCUUUGGAGAUGGAAACUGAAAUUACACCUCCUGUCACACCUGAGCCAAGUAAACCACCCCCCCACCAGGAAGAUGUAGCAGCCUCUCUCGCAGACCUGUCCUUGGAGGGAGAGCCAACCCAGUCCAUGCAAGCGGAGGAAAGACGGAGGUGGGAAGAAGGCAAUGUGGAUUAUCUGGGAAGGGAUGCUUUUGUAAACAUUCAGAGAAAGUUGGACCGGUUCCUGAAGUAGUGCGUUGGCUGUUGAUCAUGCGCUGUUGGGCUGAAACACUUUUGCUUUAUGUAUGAAAUAAGGAUGGCAGCUCAAUCCUGAAGCAAAGAAACAAAUUGACUGUCCAUUUAAAAUUGCAUUGUAUAUAGAUUUUGGGUUUUGGAUGAACGUGUAUUUUUUUUUACAUUGUUUCGUGCUAUUAAAAAGCAUUUACUGAUUA
Molecule: messenger RNA, 1773 nt
Organism: Hemiscyllium ocellatum (epaulette shark)
Lineage: Eukaryota; Metazoa; Chordata; Chondrichthyes; Orectolobiformes; Hemiscylliidae
Gene: gyg2
Product: glycogenin 2
Exons: 11
Coding region: 264-1574 (436 amino acids)
Cellular component (GO): cytoplasm
Molecular function (GO): glycosyltransferase activity
Source: RefSeq, a predicted model, not a curated record